This is a messenger RNA of Oryzias latipes (Japanese medaka), 2273 nucleotides long. It is a transcript of the gene prpf19, whose product is annotated as pre-mRNA processing factor 19. Lineage: Eukaryota; Metazoa; Chordata; Actinopteri; Beloniformes; Adrianichthyidae. Gene Ontology annotation, cellular component: Prp19 complex; cytoplasm; U2-type catalytic step 1 spliceosome. The record is from RefSeq and is a predicted model, not a curated record. Gene Ontology annotation, biological process: DNA repair; protein ubiquitination; mRNA splicing, via spliceosome. Gene Ontology annotation, molecular function: ubiquitin protein ligase activity; protein binding.
CAUUUCACGAAGAAGAAGAAGCUGGCUCAUUUUAUUGAGGCUAUGAAAGGGCAUAGCUUUUCUUAGUUUCAAUUCAGUCAUUAUCGGUGCACACUAGCGAAACACAAGGUUGGAGUAAGCAUAUAUUACUUUCCAGAGGAGACUAUUUACACAGCGUUGGGAACAUGUCUCUGGUUUGUGCAAUCUGCAACGAGGUUCCAGAGCACCCGUGCAUCUCUCCGGUGUCCAACCAUGUGUUCGAGCGCAGACUGAUAGAGAAGUACAUCGCUGAGAAUGGGACGGACCCGAUGAACGGACAGCCCCUGUCCGAGGAGCAGCUUGUGGAUAUCAAAGUUACUCAUCCUAUUCGACCAAAGGCUCCAUCUGCUACUAGCAUUCCUGCCAUUCUCAAGUCACUUCAAGACGAGUGGGAUGCUGUGAUGCUUCAUAGUUUCACCUUGAGGCAGCAGCUGCAGACGACUCGCCAAGAACUCUCUCAUGCCCUUUACCAGCACGAUGCCGCCUGCAGAGUCAUCGCCCGCCUCAACAAAGAGGUCACUGCUGCAAGAGAAGCUCUUGCUACACUUAAACCCCAAGCUGGACUGGUGGCCCCUCAAGCAGUCCCUGCCUCUCAGCCAGCUGCUGCAGGUGCUGGUGGAGAACCCAUGGAGAUCAGUGAACAGGUGGGAAUGACCCCAGAGAUCAUUCAGAAGCUUCAAGACAAGGCGACCAUCCUCACCACAGAGAGAAAGAAGAGAGGAAAAACUGUUCCAGAGGAUUUGGUCAGAGCUGAAGAUCUCAGCAAGUACCGCCAAGUUGCUUCCCACGCUGGUCUGCAUAGUGCCAGUGUGCCUGGUAUUCUGGCUCUGGAUGUGUGUCCCUCUGACACCAACAAAGUGCUCACAGGUGGAGCUGAUAAGAACGUUGUUGUGUUUGACAAGAGUGAAGAGCAGAUUGUGGCGACACUUAAAGGUCACACUAAGAAAGUGACCUCUGUCAUUUACCACCCAUCUCAGUCUGUGGUCUUCUCGGCCUCUCCUGACACCACCAUCCGCGUGUGGUCCGUCACCGGAGGGAACUGUGUGCAGGUGGUGCGAGCCCACGAGGCGGGCGUGACAGGUCUGUCUCUGCACGCCACUGGAGAUUAUCUGCUCAGCUCCUCUGAGGAUCAGUACUGGGCCUUUUCUGAUAUCCAGACUGGUAAAGUCCUCACCAAAGUUACUGAUGAAAGUGCUGGCUGUGCUCUCACGUGUGCUCAGUUCCACCCCGACGGUCUGAUCUUUGGAACUGGCACUGCUGAUUCUCAGAUCAAGAUCUGGGAUCUAAAGGAGAGAACCAAUGUGGCCAACUUCCCCGGCCACUCUGGACCUGUGACCUCCAUCGCCUUCUCUGAGAACGGAUACUAUCUGGCUACAGGGGCUCAGGACAGCUCUCUGAAACUCUGGGAUCUGAGGAAGUUGAAGAACUUUAAGACCAUCACCCUGGACAACAACUACGAGGUCAAGUCCCUUGUGUUUGAUCAGAGCGGUACCUACCUGGCCGUUGCAGGAACUGACAUUCGUGUCUACAUCUGCAAACAGUGGUCUGAAGUACUCAACUUUACAGACCACACUGGACUGGUGACUGGGGUGGCCUUUGGAGAACAUGCCAAGUUCCUGACAUCCGCAGGAAUGGACAGAAGUCUCCGAUUUUACAGUUUGUAGAGGAUUUACGUUGCCAGCUGAGGGGGGGAUGAUGAUGGUGUGAUCUGCGUGUCUGAGCUGAUUCUGUCCUGGAAAUAGUCAUUUUUAGAAAUAAGGCAACUUUUUUUUAGUGUGUUAGUUCACAUGUUUGGAAGAGAUUAUAUGAAACCAUCUUCCAUUAAUACCACAGCCGCAUAAUAAGAACAUGCUUAUUGACUUUGAUGGUUUAAAAAAAAAGUACAUUUUGUUUUGCUGGAACAAAAGCUUAAACUAUUCCUGUUGUCAGUGCCAGCUGUUUUAUUUGAUUACACAUUUUUCUUUUUUAAUUAACUUGUCAGAAGAGGGGGUUUUAUAGCAUAUUGUACAACUUCACAUUGUAAUUUGUCAAAAAUGAAUUGAUAACCUACUUAGCUUUAUGCACAGCUUCAAUGAGGUAAAACAUCCUGAAAAAGAGGAAGACUUUGUUUUUUUUUUGUUUAUUUUGCCAUCCAAAGUUUCAUUCUCAUUUUAUUUGUUCAGUUUAAACCUUUUUCCUGUAUUGCUCAUUAAACAGCAUUGUACUUGUUGCAGCUCUGCCUUUGAUAAAAUAAAAAUAUUUUUUUUUCAAAUGAA